Messenger RNA from Gavialis gangeticus (Gharial), 1408 nucleotides. It is a transcript of the gene PDPN, whose product is annotated as podoplanin. The record is from RefSeq and is a predicted model, not a curated record. Bases 248 to 694 code for a protein of 148 amino acids. Gene Ontology annotation, cellular component: apical plasma membrane; filopodium; basolateral plasma membrane. Gene Ontology annotation, biological process: regulation of myofibroblast contraction; actin-mediated cell contraction; regulation of substrate adhesion-dependent cell spreading. NCBI's taxonomy places the organism in Eukaryota, Metazoa, Chordata, Crocodylia, Gavialidae. Gene Ontology annotation, molecular function: signaling receptor binding; protein-folding chaperone binding; chemokine binding. The transcript has 6 exons.
ACCCCUUGGUUAAAGAAAAAAUGCUGACUCCUCUCUCAGUUAUUUUUCUUUAGCUGUAUUCGUUAUCUCUCUGGGAAAAACUGCCCCUCUAACUACUGCAGUUCAAGGGAAUUUCUGCAACUCCAAAAGGUUGUCCACAGGUGGUUUCUCUGUGUGAUCUCAACUCCUCUUAUCUCUAAAAUAAUCCACGACUGGAACUGUCUGAUCCCAAGACUGGAAAGCUAUUCUCUCAACAGAAUUAGCCAAGAUGUUUCUUAAAACCCUGCUCCUCAUCUUCCUGCUAGGGACUGUACCCUUCAGGGCAUUUGCUGAAGAAGCAAGCUCAGUUCUAGAGGAUGAAGAAAGUACAACAACGGAUUUCAAAGACAGGAACGACACAUGGUACGAUGAAGUGCCAACUCUGUUGCCUACAAGCCUGCACAAUAUAACAGACAUUCCCCAAUUAGAAGACCUGAUGACCACAGAAAGUGCAAUCGCCACAUAUGAAGACGGCGAAAACUCUACUGAUCCUGACGUUACUCUUGAACAUGCUGACGAUGAACUGGGUGAAGAGCCAGAGACAACAGCGGAAGAAGAUGGCCUGGGAACAGCUGCACUAGUUGGAAUCAUAAUUGGCAUCAUAGUAGCAGUUGGAAUCAUUGCUGGAAUCAUUAUUGCUGUUGUGAGGAAAAUGUCGGGCAGGUACUCGCCCUAAAAAUAAUUGAAGAAAUAGUGCCCCUUGUUAUGCCAGAAGAGAAAAUUGCUUCCUAUUUUACAAACUACUAGAAAACUGUUCCCAUAACCGUGUGAGAAGAUGAUCCAUGGAAAGAGUGAAUGAAGAAUUCAAGUUCUAUGGGGAUACCACACAGCUUUCUGGAGGAACAUUUUACAGACAUGACAAAAAUUGAACAGUUUAUAGGACUCUGCUGAAGUAUUUUAGAGGAAUAAAAUAUAGAAAAAGAAUAUGCAGUAGGAGAAAAGAGAAGGGGAAAAAAGGACAAUCUAAAAUGUGGUUUUCAGGUAGUAAAAAUACUAUGCUAGCUAGAUGUUAAAACAAUGGCAGGAAAAAAAAUAUUUCACAUUGCAUUCUAUCCUUUUCUUGAAAAAAAUUUAUCCAGAUUUUUUUUUUUUCAUUCUAAGCCCAAUGACUAGUCAGGGAGCCUGCUGUAUUCUUCAGUGUUACAGAGGUUUAAAAUUCCCGGUGUCUGGGUAUGUUCAUCUACCAAAUCUGUACUGUUUAGCAGGAAACAUCAUCCUGAUAAUCAGGAAUGCGGUUAAGAGUUGGAAAACACAUUUGUGGCCUGGGAACUUCAACCAUUCUGCUGAGACAAGACCUGUGAACCAUUAUACAGUCAGGCAUGGUAGACCCAGCUGGAACUGGACCUACCAAUGAAAAAUUGCUCCUUCCUCUGACUGAUCAGCAAAGAAC